Messenger RNA from Meloidogyne enterolobii, 381 nucleotides. The record is from the annotation of a GenBank genome assembly. NCBI's taxonomy places the organism in Eukaryota, Metazoa, Nematoda, Chromadorea, Rhabditida, Meloidogynidae.
AUGCACUCACAACAACAACAACAACAAAAUCCUCCACAUUCCCACUCAUUUACGGCAGCACUAAAUUCGGCGGCUGUUUCCGGUGUUGGACUUAAUAAUAACAAUCUUCUUCCUCCUCUCGCAACAACAACAACAAUCCCUUCUUCUUUAGCCAUUGAUUCAUCAUUUUCAUCCUCUGGUAGCGAAUCUCCCUCAUUGUCAUUACAAACUGGGACGGCCGAUGAUUCUCUAAGUACAAUAGAAAAUCAGAGAAUUAUGCAAAUGGCUGCUGGAACGGAUACAGCCUCUACUUUGGGUGUAAAUGAUGGACCUAUAAAUUUACAAAUUUUUGUUCCUGAACUUCAAAUGCAGGUAAAAUUAAAUUUUUUUGAAAAAAUAUGA